Messenger RNA from Ustilago hordei, 2994 nucleotides. RefSeq lists its product as uncharacterized. The record is from RefSeq and is a predicted model, not a curated record. Gene Ontology annotation, molecular function: GTPase activity; GTP binding. The transcript has a single exon. The coding region runs from base 1 to 2994 and encodes 997 amino acids. NCBI's taxonomy places the organism in Eukaryota, Fungi, Basidiomycota, Ustilaginomycetes, Ustilaginales, Ustilaginaceae.
AUGCUCUCCAGAAAGUCACUCGCACUAGCCAGCUCAUCCCGGCUGGCAGUAGUGGCUUCUCUCAGCAGAUCCACCUCUGUCAUUCGCACUCUUUCUUCCACCUCCACUCUUGCGUCAAGUAGAAGUGGCGCAGACGGACCAUACAACCCAAACCGCAACAACAGCAAUAACGACCGACCCGAUUAUCGUCGGCCUCGGAGAGAGGAAGGAGGUGCAUCAACACCAUCGAGACAAAGAUUAGGAGAGUCGAGCGGUGGGAACACUGUAAGCCAGUACAGUCGCAAUCAGCGCUUUGCGCCUGAUGGUACGAGGAAACGACUUCCGCAUCCGAAUGCAAAGCCCAGGUCGAGUCAGAAUAGGAAUGAUCAACGUGGACCUAGGCCGAAAGAUUGGACGCUGAGGAACAAUGAGAGGCGGAACGAGGAGUCUGCUUCGCUCAAGUUUGGAGCAUCUCCGUUGGAUGGCGCUGGUGGAUCUUCCGCGGCGGCUGCUGCCAGAAGAGAUUCAACUGUGUCCAGGCUAAGAGCGAGGAAUGCUACGCCAGCUAAGGAGGAUGGCGAUGACGGUGAGGUAUCUCGUGCUGGAAGUGCAGAAAGGUUCGAUGAAGCGAGUGUCGCGGAUGGGGACACUCCAGCAUCGACAAGAGGCGGGUUUGAAGGGUUCUUAGAAGUCGGCAAAACCGGCAUCGAAAAGUCAGAUCGACACCAUACAGCAAAGCAAAAGAAGAAAGAAGGUCGAGGAUCGUUGCUAGAGACCGAAGACGAAUACGAGCGUCGCCCACGUCGAGAUGCAGGGUCUUCAUCCAACCGCAACUCCCGCCAUUCUUCUCGUCCCUCUUCCGCAAGUGCCGAUUUGGACGCUCUUGCACUUGGUUCGGACCUCAAACCCAUCACCAAGCCCAAACUUUUGCCCAAAGUGGAACGCAAUGUCUUCCUCCCCACCGUGAUAUCGGUCAACAUGCUUGCCGGUCAGAUGGAGAAGAAGUUGCGCGUAGUCCAAAAUGUUAUGACUCAGCUCGGGAUGGAAGACACUCGACCAGACCUCAUGCUCAAAUUCGAAGAUGCCGAAAUGAUCGCAGCAGAACUCAACGUUGUUGCUAUCCCCAAUGACGACGCGAGCUUCGACAUCUACCCUCGCCCACCGCCCGCUACUCCGGAAGAAGUUGCUUCCCUCCCACUCCGACCGCCCGUUGUCACCAUCAUGGGCCACGUCGACCACGGCAAAACCACCCUCCUCGACAAACUCCGCAGCACCUCCGUCGCACAAGGCGAAGCAGGUGGGAUCACACAACACAUCGGUGCUUUCUCCGUUCCCAUCACCGGCCGCAAGCAAAAUAAGGGCAAAGAUAAAGGCUAUUCUGGUAUUCAGACCAUCACUUUCCUCGAUACGCCCGGUCACGCUGCGUUUACGGCUAUGCGAAGUCGUGGUGCCAUGGUGACGGAUAUUGUUGUUCUCGUCGUUGCUGCAGAUGACGGAGUGAUGCCGCAGACGAAGGAGGUCAUUCAUUUGGUCAAAAAGGCAAAUGCUGAAGCUGAAGCUUCGAGAGAGGGGGACACUGUCACUCAGCCACCCGUACAGAUGAUCGUUGCGUUGAACAAGAUCGAUAAGUCAGAUGCUGAUCCGGAGCGCGUCAAGCGAGAGUUGCUCUCUGCUGGGGUUGAGCUGGAAGAGUUGGGUGGAGACGUGCCCUGUGUACACGUGUCAGGUAAGACAGGAUACGGUCUUUCAGAGCUAGAAGAGACCGUUGCUACACUCGCCGAGCUUGCAGAUUUGCGCGCUGAACGUGUUGGGCUGCCAGAAGGCUACGUGAUCGAAUCCAAAGUCGACAAGGGCAGGGGCAACGUCGCUACUGUUCUAAUCAAGCGUGGUGUUCUGGAGAAGAGCUCGUACAUUGUAGCUGGUACGGCAUGGUGUAAGGUUCGACAGAUCUUGCAUUCUUUAGGUCGACCUUUGGCGAAAGCUUUGCCAGGAGAUCCGGUGCUGGUUACUGGAUGGAGAGAGUUGCCCAUCGCAGGCGACUUACUUUUAGGUGGACUGAACGAACAUAGCUGUAAGAAGGCUGCAGAGAACAGGAAACAGGUGAACGAGCAAAAAAGGUUGAUGGCGGAUGUGGAACAGAUCAACGAAUCGCGCCGAAUCAAGGCUGAACAAGACGAAGCAGAUGCAAGGAAAGAGUUUGAAGAGAGGCAGAGGAGAAGAGCGGCACGAAUUGCAGCUGAUGAUGGGAAAGAUCCUUUGGCUGUACUUGCUGCUAUGGAAGAAGGUGCCUCCAACCCUUCUGCCUUCACCUCCUCUGGUGGCGCUGACGUAGUUGACGGCUCUGAAGAGACCUCUGAUUCCUCCAGUGCGGGCAAGAAGUUUCUGAACGUAAUCAUCAAAGCCGACUACUCCGGAACAGUAGAAGCUGUCGUCGGAGCCAUCUCCUCCAUCGGCAACUCUGAAGCAGGCGUUAAAAUCAUCUCUGCCACCCCCGGCGAACCUUCGGAAUCCGACAUCGCCAAAGCCUCCGCCCUAAACGCAACCAUCAUCGGCUUCAACGUGACCCCGUCCAAGUCAGUCCUCCAGUCCGCAGCACGUGCACAACCCAACCCCGUCCCAGUGAUCAUCUCGGACGUGAUCUACCGCCUGAUGGAAACCAUCUCUGCUUCAGUAUCUUCCCUCCUCCCACCCCUAAUGGAGGUACGAGUGCAGGGUGAAGCGACAAUUAGUCAGAUCUUUGACAUCAACGUCAAGGGGAAGAGCUUUAAAAAGAUCGCCGGAUGCAGGGUUACUAAUGGAACAAUCACAAAGCCGAACUCAGUGCGGAUUCUGAGAGGCAAAGAGAGGAAAGAGGUUUGGCGGGGAAAGUUGGAAGAAUUCAAACAUUUGAAAAAGGACGUAACGGAGAUGAGGAAGGGUACGGAAUGCGGGAUGAGUUUUGAGGGAUAUCAGGCUUUGGAGGUUGGGGAUGUCGUGCAGAGUUUUACUGAGGUCAGCGUUCCCAGGACUUUGUAA